AUGGCCAGACAUGGUUCCCUGUUCUUCUUCCUUGCCUUGUUUCUGCAGCACCUUCACACCAGCGUCGGCUUAGCCAUAAAAAUCUUACCAACACCAGUGGAACAAUGGCAGCCCAUGCAAUGCGAUGCUGCAUCCUUCAACCCUUCGUGCAGCUCAUACCUUUAUGUGACUCCUGGAGGGCGCAGCCUGUCCCAGAUAGCAUCCGACUUUAAUGGGACAGCAUCUCUCACCCAGCCCAUCAGACGGCUCUCUGGCUCGGAGGACUUACUGGUGCGUGUGCCGUGCAUGUGUGAGGCAAUCAAUACCACCAUGAAUGGUCUCUUCCAUGAUACUGAAUAUAAGGGUCCAAAUGACACGUCCGCCAACAUCAACAGUGGCUACUUCAGUGGGCUUGCGUGGAACCUUCCUCCUAUGGAAAAUAAGACAAUCGUGGUUCACCUGCUAUGUGGGUGUUCCUCCACGGCGCCGGAGGGGGUGCUGUCUUACACGGUCCAGUCUGGAGAUACCCUGGGCAACAUCGCAACCUUGUUCAGAUCAGGUUCGAGGGAGAUACUAAGCUUGAAUCCAGGGGUCACAAAUCCUGAUUUUCUCAACCCAGGUUGGAUCUUGUUUGUUCCGAUGGGAGUUGCUGGUUCUUCUAAAAAAAACAUCGAUCCCUUCCAAACAGAGAGGCCCGUUAUUUUCAGCUUGAAAGAGGUUGGAGAUGCUACAACUAAUUUUGAUGAGAAGAGGAAGAUCGGCGAGGGAGGAUAUGGCAUGGUCUACCUAGGUUUUAUUGGUACACAUGAGAUUGCAGUUAAGAAGAUGAAAGCUAGCAAAUCAAAGGAGUUCUUUGCUGAGCUGAAAGUGCUGUGCAAAGUACAUCACAUAAAUGUGGUUGAGUUGAUUGGUUAUGCUGCUGGGGAGGAUCACCUGUACCUUGUUUACGAGUAUGUCCAGAAUGGAUCACUCAGUGAGCAUCUACAUGAUCCUAUGCUAAAAGCUGACGAAGCUUCACAUGUAGUAGUAACACCAAGCAUCAACCUUGCAGUUCUUGCAGAGCUCAUUACUGGCCUCCGUGCACUUGUGCGGGACAAUAAGGAAGCCAAUAAGACCAAGUCACUUGUCACAAUCAUGAGGAAAGCUUUCAAAACAGAAUAUCUAGAGAGCUCACUGGAGAAAACCAUAGAUCCCUCCUUGAAGGACAACUACCCCAUAGAAGAAGUGUGUAAGCUUACAAAAAUUUCGAUGCGGUGCUUGAGCGAGGACCCACUGGACCGGCCUGACAUGAGGGAGAUUAUGUCACUGCUGUCUCAAAUUCAUUUUGCCUCCAUAGAGUGGGAGGCGUCACUUGGAGGUGAUGCGGAAGUCUUUAGUGGUGUUUUCAAUGGCAGAUGAUCACACGUCAUGUAUGA
Molecule: messenger RNA, 1394 nt
Organism: Lolium rigidum
Lineage: Eukaryota; Viridiplantae; Streptophyta; Magnoliopsida; Poales; Poaceae
Product: lysM domain receptor-like kinase 3
Exons: 8
Coding region: 1-1377 (458 amino acids)
Biological process (GO): protein phosphorylation; innate immune response
Molecular function (GO): transmembrane receptor protein kinase activity; ATP binding
Source: RefSeq, a predicted model, not a curated record